AUGGUGAAACACAAUCCCGAGGAAUUUUUGAAACUUCGUCCUCCGCCGCUACCCGAAUUUAGAAACCUGGAGAUUCGGGGCACGUGGAGUGGUAAACAGCACGAACCGGUUGAUCUGCAGAUCUCCCUCGAGGUCCAAUGUAUUCCAAACACCCGGCUUCAACUACUCGAUGCCAGAUCCAAGAACGUCUCAGUGAACAAAACCUCCUCGGCUUGUCUUCAAUCGUAUGAAUCAGUCCAGGGUAAUUGGUCGGCAGAAAACUCACCCCAGAGCCCUGUGUUUACCUUUCCUGACGACGACGGACACAACGCCUCGUCCUCUUCUAUUCAUGCCUUGGACACAUCGGAAGAGUUAUACGCUGGGGAUUUGGAAUCGAACUCUGAAACACCGACUGAAACAGCAUCCUCACAUCGCGAUAGCGCUUCGGAGCUUCCCGACUACGAGGACUGUGAGGAUGUUGGUCCCCCUUUGCAGUCUUCGUCCUCAUCUCCCAUUUGUUCGUCCAAGCUGUGCUUGACUGUUGCAAAAUGUCAGGACUGGGGCGAAAUGCAAAACCUGGGAAAGAGGAGUGCAACCGAAGCAUGUCUCUCGGAUUCUGAACCAGAAAUCACCAACAGAAAAAAUGCAUCAAAAGGAGCUGCUAGCAAAAAAGGGAACACCGGAUCCUCGUGUGAGAAAUCAGUAGAUUCGGCGAGAAGUCCCAGUUCUAGCACCUAUAAAUCCUCUAUCUCUUCGAAAAGGCACUCACGCAAACCCAGUUUGAUCCCUAAGCGCAUUUGGAUAGAGAAGCCUGUGCCGAAGCUAGCUCCUUCGGAACAGCCAUCGGAUGAUUCUCUUAUUUCCCUAGAAUAUUCUCAGUCUCUCGAAGGGGAAAACUAUACUCUUGGAGUUAUGGGCUCCGCAACUCGUGAGAGGAAAGACGGGGAUUUAUUUUCAACUCCGACUGAGACACGGCUUGGCACAGCUGGACCAGGCGCUUUGACUCUAUACAAUAAUGUUACGGAACGAGAUGUCACGAAACAUGGAGCUCCAGUAUCAUAUGCUGGUCAAAAAGGAGUUUUGAGAUCAAGUCACCCACCUCUUGACCCUCUCGCUCUCCACUCUGAUGAAGACGCUUCAACGGACAUCGACGAAAGCGACGAUGGCACUGCCCCGUCGACUCCCCUGGGACCCUUGGGACUCACGCUGUCGCGCACCACAGUUUCAGAAUCAGAUGAAGCACUAACUGUUAUAGACACUGAUGGCAAUGGUCGCCUUACUCAUGAAUGUGAGGAUUGCCAGCCUUCCACAGGCGAACCGGAGUUGUGUCUUGUCGACGGAAUUCUCUUAGUCAAAACCCCCCCAGGCGCCAAUCCAGCAACAUACAAGUUCUUCUUUACAGUAUCAAUCUAUCUACAGGAGGGCAAGUCAGACAAAUGGAGCAAUUUGGUAGUGCCAGGACUUCCUAGAUUGAAAGCCAGUGAGAGUGGGCUUUUCGUCUUCCACAUGCCUGAGGACCACACCAUGGAGUUCGAAGGCACCCGUUUUGCAAAGCAUAAAACUACCCAGAACUAUUUCCUUGGAGUUUUCUUUGAUUCCGGGUUGAAUGAUCUCGUUGUCCCUCUGCGCGUCUGCAAACCGAAGGCCUGUAGUACCGUGAAGGGCUUCGCCAUCGACCAAGAGAUCAGGGCUGAGUAUGUAAUCAGUACCACAGAAGGAGGUGAUGGGAAAGCCAACCAGACUUGCCUUUUAGUGAAAUAUGAAGCGUUGUGUUCGCUGAGAUUUCACAGUAGUCGUUUCUGGGCCGAAAGAUGUUGCUUCCUUCUCAGUGUGGACGGUGGGCCCGAGGGCUUCUUCCGGUGCAACAUUGACUCGAAGAGUGACGAUGUUGCGAUCCUGGACUUGGAUACCGGGGAUAAAUCUAUUGGAAUUUCUCGUAUCCGGGUAUUUUGUGCCCCAAGAGAUCUGGACAUGUUUUUCGUCAGGUGGGAGGUCAAGCUUCCUAGAAACAGUGGCAACAACAAAGUGCAGAGCUGGAUGCCACGGCUAUAUUCAGUUCCGUUUGAACGUAAAAGAGGUCAAAUGCGGCAAGCGUUCGCCAGAAUUGAAGUCGAAGUGCAAAAGGCCGACGAUCUUGAAAAGGAGACUGUAAACAACGUUGGCCAUAAAGGGUGCCAGGAAACCUUUGGUGCUAAUGGCUUCCUUGAGAAUAAUGUCCAAUCGUCAAAUUCCUCGACUGCUUUAACCUUAGCACCUCCGAUGCUGUCUGGGGAAAAUAUGCUGCGGGCUGAAAAGGGCUAUAGGGACGCAGUGAUCAGCCAUAUUCGGCGCUUGGGGAUGAGCCCAAAGCAAAUAUUCAUUAUAAUAUCAUGUGGAGUGGUCUUGCUCUGGUCCAUCUUCGCAGUACUUGAAUUCGGUCCUCCAUACUUCUAUACCGUCAAAAACAGUGUUCAAAAAGAGACAAACUUGGGCCUUUAUCCUACCACAGCUGGCUAUUCAGGUUUGGAGGAAGGAAGCCCCAGAGACAAAAUUUCAGGCAUUCGGUGUGACUUUGCCCGAACACCGCUCGUGGAAUCCAACCAGAACAACUCUGUUAAAGAUCUCGGGUCCUCUGAUAUGAAUGUCGAUGCACACGAACCCCUGAGUGAUAACCAAGAGGACAGUGUCGGACAUGGCGCGAAUACUGUCGAGGAAAACAGCAUCGAAAUUGAAAAGCAAAUGACAUUAUCCGAGGACAACCCCGAAGAAAUGGCCAGCCAAGAGGACAUGGAGAUGAAGAUAGAAUUACGUGAAGUUGUAAGCCCUUCUAGUCUCUCGUUCCGGGACAGAAUUGACUAUAUGCUUGGAUGGAGAGGGCCCGUUGGCCGUUGA
Aspergillus wentii DTO 134E9 is the source of this 2850-nucleotide messenger RNA. RefSeq lists its product as uncharacterized. The record is from RefSeq and is a predicted model, not a curated record. NCBI's taxonomy places the organism in Eukaryota, Fungi, Ascomycota, Eurotiomycetes, Eurotiales, Aspergillaceae. The transcript is spliced from 2 exons. Bases 1 to 2850 code for a protein of 949 amino acids.